GAUCUCUCUCUCUCUCUCUAGACCCAAUUAUAUACUAUUCGGAUUUUUUUCAGAUCUGAAAUCCGAUUCCUUCAUUUUCUGGGUUAUCUUCUUCAAUUCUUCCCCCCGAUCUCCCAUGUCUUCAACAUACUGGUGCUACAGAUGCAACAGAUUCGUUAGGGUUUGGUCCCCAGAUUCCGUCGCCUGCCCCGAUUGCAACAGCGGAUUCGUCGAAGAGGUCGAGAGCCCCGCCCGAUCUUCACUCUCCGACUCCAGACGACGCCGUUUCCCCGCCGCCGCCAUGUAUAUGAUGCGUACCGCUGAUUCCGUCCCCGUUCCCGGGUCGGGUCCGGGUUCCAUUUCCGGAUCGAGCCCUAGGUUGAGAAGAAGUCGCAGGAAUGGAGGCGACAGGUCUCCAUUUAACCCGGUUAUCGUUCUCCGCGGGUCCAACGACGGUGCGGCCGGAGGUGUACCCGGAACUGGAGGCGGAACCCCACCUGGAGGAGCCUUUGAAUUGUAUUACGACGAUGGAGCAGGAUCGGGUUUACGGCCGUUGCCCGCUACCAUGUCCGAGUUUUUGCUCGGGUCGGGUUUCGACAGAUUGCUGGAUCAGCUGGCACAAAUCGAGGCGAACGGGUUUGGGAGAAUUGACAGUAACCCACCUGCAUCAAAGGCAGCUAUCGAAUCUAUGCCUACAAUCGAAAUAGUCGAUCAGCACGUAGCUGUUGAAUCCCACUGCGCCGUUUGUAAAGAGGCCUUCGAAUUGGGGAUCGAGGCUCGUGAAAUGCCCUGCAAACAUUUAUACCAUCAAGACUGCAUUUUGCCUUGGCUUACUUUAAGAAACUCUUGCCCCGUAUGCAGGCACGAAUUGCCCACAGAUAACGAGAAUCGGGAAUCGAGCGAAACUAACAGAGGAGCCAACGAGGUUGGAGGAACCGAUGACGAGACUGUUGGCUUGACGAUUUGGCGGUUGCCAGGUGGCGGCUUUGCUGUGGGGAGGUUUUCCGGUGGGAGGAGAGGUGGAGAGAGGGAGCUGCCGGUGGUCUACACAGAAAUGGAUGGUGGUUUUAAUAACAAUGGCGUACCGAGGAGGAUUUCUUGGGGGUCUAGGGGAAGUGUUUCGAGGGAUAGGGGUGGAUUGAGGAGACUUUUCCAUAGCUGGUUCGCUUGUUUCGGGAGGGGUGAAUCGUCAAAUUCUAGUUCUAGUUUGGAUUCAAGAAUGAGUCGUAGGUCUGGUUCUUUGUCAUCGGUUUUUAGCUCCUCUUCUAGAAGGCGCAGAGGAUGGGGUUUCGAUGUUAACGAUGGAAAUGAAAGAAGAUGGUGAAUUAUAUAAUUGGGUUCCUCCUAUAGAACAUAAACAUAUUUUUUUCACGGGGAUUAAGGUUGUCGGGAGGAUCUAUAAUAUCCAUUGUAAAUAGUUGGAAAAAAAAAACAGAAUUUAUACAGCAAAUGUACUUGUUGUACACCUCAAGGAUGAUUGCUCCAAUCUCAAUUGAUUAAUCACUGAAAUGGAGAAGGUGUGUGAGCUAAACAUCAGCACACAGACAUGAUAAUUAAAAAAGAGGAGAAUAUUUUUUUCCCGAAGAAGAAGAAAAGAAUCGGGCUUCUGGAAUUCGAGAAGUGAAGGUACCCUAAUCUUAUGCAUUGGGUUGCUUAUGAAUGUGUUAGUGUACCUACAUUUUGCCUCUUUCUCAUGUUUUUGUCAAUUUAUUCAUCCAUGUACGAUUUUUUUGUAAUUUCUAAGUUCUAAUUUGCGUGUAAUGCUUAAUGAGCAAUGGAUAAUUUUUUGAUAAUAUAUCAUUGAAUUACAUGUAGUAAGUUAUAUACACUCUUAAUGGAGGUUGCUUAUUGUUUCUAUAUGAAUUAUUGUUGUUAC
Molecule: messenger RNA, 1855 nt
Organism: Erythranthe guttata (spotted monkey flower)
Lineage: Eukaryota; Viridiplantae; Streptophyta; Magnoliopsida; Lamiales; Phrymaceae
Gene: RHC2A
Product: RING-H2 finger C2A
Biological process (GO): protein ubiquitination
Cellular component (GO): cytoplasm
Molecular function (GO): ubiquitin protein ligase activity
Source: RefSeq, a predicted model, not a curated record